This is a messenger RNA of Hemicordylus capensis (graceful crag lizard), 3617 nucleotides long. It is a transcript of the gene RMND5B, whose product is annotated as required for meiotic nuclear division 5 homolog B. The transcript is spliced from 9 exons. Gene Ontology annotation, biological process: proteasome-mediated ubiquitin-dependent protein catabolic process. The coding region runs from base 725 to 1900 and encodes 391 amino acids. Gene Ontology annotation, cellular component: nucleus; GID complex; cytoplasm. NCBI's taxonomy places the organism in Eukaryota, Metazoa, Chordata, Lepidosauria, Squamata, Cordylidae. The record is from RefSeq and is a predicted model, not a curated record. Gene Ontology annotation, molecular function: protein binding; ubiquitin protein ligase activity.
CUGCUACCGGUUUAUGGUUCAUUCCAGGCACACCCCAUCUAAAUGAGGAUGGUUUGCUCUAUCAGAGAACUUUAGCAGUUAUGCCUAUAUAGAAGCGCACCAAGGAAGGAGGACGCGCUAAUAUAUAUAUAUUUGUUAUCAGCCUGCUAUCCUGCACGGAGCUCUUAUUCCACGACUCUCAGGUUAGUUUUUCUUUCUUCUCCCUCCGCCACCCUUGCCGUCCCUCGAAAUGGCUCAGUCCACCCCCACCCCAAUAAAGGAAUGUGCCAUUACAUUGGAGCGGGGGAGGGCUAACUUCGUGAGGAGGAGAUCGUGUCAGUGUUGUACUCCUCCUUUCCUUCCUUCCUUCCUUUCCUUCCUUCUCCGAGUUCAAUGACAGGUAGACAUCUCUGGGGAGUCUGGCCCAUCAUGUCCUCUUGAGCGCUCCGGGCCGCAUUCACACGACCACGAGCCGUGACACGCACACUCUCAUAUCCGUGCCUGAAUUCUCCGCUUUCCCCUCUGGUCGGAGUAGUGUCCGGCGCGAAGAAGAGGCUCGGCUCGGGUCACCCGCUGCUGCCGCCAGCCAGCCAGCCACCCCGGCACUACUACUGCUGCUCCUCACCCCAGCGGCAAGGCAGGGUUCCCGGCUGCAGCAGCAGCAACAGCAGCAGGGUCGUCGGCCACGGACUGAAGGCUCUUCUUCCGCCUCCUCCAGGGCGUGCCCGGCCGCCAAGCCGAGCCCAUGGAGCGGUGCGCCUGCGUGGAGAGGGAGCUGGACAAGGUGCUGCAGAAGUUCCUGUGCUACGGCCAGCAUUGCGAGCGGGGCCUGGAGGAGUUGCUGCGCUACGUCAGCCAGCUGAGGGAGGAGCUGGGCACUGCAGCCUUGCAACAGAUGCCACUGUCUGCCACUCUCUCCCUGGUAAUGUCCCAGUGCUGUAAGAAGAUAAAGGACACUGUGCAGAACUUGGCUUCAGACCACAAAGACAUUCACAGCAGCAUCUCCAGGGUGGGCAAGGCAAUUGAUAGGCAUUUUGAUGCAGAUUUGUGUGGCAUUGUUCCUGCUAUGGUCUGGGAGUCCCAAGAGAAGCAGAUCCUGGUGUUGGCCAUUAUAGAGCACCUCUACCAACAGGGAAUGCUGGGAGUGGCUGAAGAACUGUGUCAGGAAUCAACUGUGAAUGUGGAUGUAGACUUCAAAAAGCCAUUCCUGGAACUUAACAGCAUAUUGGAAGCACUCCACAAACAGGACCUAGAGCCUGCCCUGAGCUGGGCAAUUUUCCACAGAGAGCAGCUGGCAGAAUUGAACAGCUCUCUGGAGUUCCAGCUGCAUAGACUCCACUUCAUCAGGCUUCUUGCUGGGGGCCCAGGCAAGGAAUUGGAGGCCUUGAGCUACGCACGCCACUUCCAGCCCUUUGCUCAUCUACACCAGCAAGAGAUUCAAGUGAUGAUGGGCAGCCUGGUAUACCUGCGCUUGGGCCUAAAGAACUCCCCAUACAGGCACUUGCUAGAUGACAGCCAUUGGACUGAGAUCUGUGAGACUUUCACGCAUGAUGCCUGUGCCUUAUUGGGGCUCUCAGUGGAGUCACCUCUGAGUGUCAGCUUUGCCGCGGGGUGUGUAGCACUGCCAGUGCUGAUGAACAUCAAGGCUGUGAUUGAGCAGCGACAAUGCACAGGUGUCUGGAGCCACAAGGAUGAGUUGCCUAUUGAGAUUGAGCUAGGGAUGAAAUGCUGGUACCACUCAGUCUUUGCAUGCCCCAUUCUGCGCCAGCAGACGACAGAAUCUAACCCACCUAUCAAGCUCAUCUGUGGACAUGUUAUUUCUCGAGAUGCCCUCAACAAGCUCAUCAAUGGAGGGAAGCUAAAGUGUCCAUAUUGCCCCAUGGAGCAGAGCCCUGCUGAUGGAAAGCGCCUCAUCUUUUGAUAAUGGCAAGCCUUGGAGAUGCUCUUGUAGAAAUGGGCUGUUGGAGCAAUGCUUGAUGAGAGGCAUCAUGUACUUGCAGGAGUGCAUAGGAUCCUGCUGGGAACAGUAUUGACUCCCAUGACCAUAGCAGCUCUCUUGCUCACAGGGCUGAGAUAACUGUGUCCAGGGCAGAAAGCUGUCUUAUGCUUGCUGUGAGUUAUAGCAUGUGAUUCUGUACUCCUGGUAACAUGCUACUUUAUUCAAACUUAGGCUUCUCCCUGGGGGCCUAGCUAAGUAGCUGGCAGUACCCCCUCCUGGCAAGAUAUCCUACCUUCUCCCCAUGCACAGUUCUGUUUAUUGUUUGGAUGGGGGGUUACAUCAUAAAUAGUAGAUGGGGAACUGCUAUUUUAUGAUGUUUUGAAAUAAAUCUAAGUAUUUUUCUGUUUCAAAAAUGUGAAGGGAAAGAGUUAUGAGGAAUCCUAUUGCUGUCUAGCAUGUGCUUUUGAAAAUUGGAAGGAGUUCCAGAAAGACUAGCUACAUCUUAGUUAAGCUGGGAAAGGCAUAUUUUGAAUUUGGCUUGCUGAUACUUUUAAGAGAGCUUUAAAAGUAGGGUGGGAAGGAGACAAGGACAAUAGCAGCAUGCAAACCACCUGUUUAGGCUAUUCUCUACAUGUGGUAUAUAGCCUUUCAGAAUACAGAUAGGAGGGAUCUCAUGAUACUUCAUAAUGUCCAUAAUAUCCCUGGAUAUUACACAAGAAGGAUAAAAAUACUGUAUUGAAGGAGUGCCUACAUAAUAUAUUUUGAGUGAGGUUAGGAAUGACCAACCAGGGUACCUCAUGAAUGUUAGAGUAAUAUAAAGUGGAAGAAAACUAGUAUUACUGGUGCAGGCUGAGAAGUCUGUUGGAAUAAUAGCCAUGAUUAGCAUACCCACAUGAGGCAGGAUAGUUUCAUUUUCCUGUAUAGGAAAGACAGAUUUGCACUGUUCUCCCCCCCACUCCCCCGAUCAUAAACUCUAACAAUACAGGUGCAAGUAAAUAAAGCCAUGGAUUUCCCCAUAUCUUGCAAUAGGUUAACUACUUAAGACAAUUUAAAGAGGAUUCUGUAUAUGGACUUUUAAUAUAGAAUAGGGAUCUUAAAACUGAUUGGAGCUGAAGUGCCAAAAAACACAGUUAAGGGGAACUUAUUUGAAACAGACUGGAAAGUACAUGUACAUGCUGGAAACACUGGCAAGGUUUAAAAAAACCCAUUAUAUAAUACUGGAUAAGCUUCUUUAAGCCUGCUUAAGGAAUUCUUGUGUAUUAAGACUCAAGAGCUGGGCCUGUUUUGUUUAGGAAAGGAUAUGACAACUGUUUACAAAUGCAUCAAUAUGGAAUACUGCAGAAAGCUACCAGCUGUUUAACUUAAUGUGAGAUGUGGAUACACAAAUCUUUGGUUACAAAUUGUUCUUAACAGUUUAACAAACUUAAAUUUGAAAUUUAAAUGAGUUUAAGUACUAUACUUCAGAACAGUCCCUAGAAUAGUUUUGGGAAUAAAGAGCUCCACAGGCCUUGACCGAUACAGUAAAUUGUAUGAUUUUUUUCCACAUGCCUGUGUAGUCUAUUGAUUUCCUAGAGGACUUUAACCCAAUGCAUUUGAUUGUAUGUUUUCUUCCUCCUUUCCUUUGGGGCAGCAGGAACUACCACAAGCAGCAAGGGGGAUAAAAUAGUAUAGAAAUAUAUUAAAAUUUCUUUUCAGAUGA